Molecule: messenger RNA, 687 nt
Organism: Acanthosepion pharaonis
Lineage: Eukaryota; Metazoa; Mollusca; Cephalopoda; Sepiida; Sepiidae
Source: the annotation of a GenBank genome assembly
AUGUUUCUCUCUCUCAAUCAUUGUUUCUCCAUAUCUUUCUUUCUUCAUAUCUAUCAAUCUUUGUUUCUCUAUCUCUUUCUAUCUUUGUUUCUCCAUAUAUGUUUCCUCAUAUCUAUGUAUCUCUCUUUUUCCCCAUAUCUCUCUUUGUUUCUCCAUAUCUAUCUAUCUAUCUAUCUAUCUAUCUAUCUAUCUAUCUAUCUAUCUAUCUAUCUAUCUAUCUAUCUUUGUUUCCACAUAUCUAUCCUGAGAAGUGUUACUGAUCUUGAAGAACCUUUGAAUGAACUUGUUAACUAUGUGACCCUUUCUUCAGCAAACGGAGAUAAAACAAUGGCUCUUCAUAAACUGCAGGCUAAUUAUGACAAGAAGUGUAGACAAUUGGAUAUUGCUCUGCAUCAAUUAGCCAAGUGUUAUACACAGACAGAGAAAUUAUCUAAAGAAAGAAGAAUUCAAAACUGGGAGAGGCUCUUCUUGAGUGCUUUGGGAAAUAAAACUCCUAUUAGACAAUGGAGGUUUCUUGUUCCUCAAAUCAUUGAAAAUGCAGAAAAAGGAAAUGUGCAUUUUUCUGCAUACAUUGACAACCUUAUUAAAGAGAACCAGAUGACAACUUUUACAUCAUCCUCGGAAUACAGCAAGCAUCAUUUAAACAUCGCCAAAUCCAAAGAAAUUCCUCAAGUUUCAUUUACUUGA